Messenger RNA from Pseudoliparis swirei, 1726 nucleotides. RefSeq names its product fibroblast growth factor 20-like. The transcript has 3 exons. The coding region runs from base 41 to 724 and encodes 227 amino acids. Gene Ontology annotation, biological process: positive regulation of gene expression; fibroblast growth factor receptor signaling pathway; cell differentiation. The record is from RefSeq and is a predicted model, not a curated record. NCBI's taxonomy places the organism in Eukaryota, Metazoa, Chordata, Actinopteri, Perciformes, Liparidae. Gene Ontology annotation, molecular function: growth factor activity; fibroblast growth factor receptor binding. Gene Ontology annotation, cellular component: cytoplasm.
AUCUCUCGUGCUGUGAACCGGUUCGUCUGUCUCAUCUGUGAUGGGGGCAGCGGCGGAGCUUGGGAGCUUCGUCAACGCAUUUGUGGAAAGCUUUGGCCCCGCAGGCGCCGCACGGGCUGCGGUUGGCUCUCAUUUCGUUCUCACGCCAGCCGGAGCGAUGGACUACAACUCGGUGACCGGACUGAUGAUUGGGGGACAUGCGCAGCAGCAGGAGGACCUGGUGUCAGCAGAACGGCUGUCCCGCAGCCUGGCGGACCUCAGCCAUCUGAAGGGGAUUCUGAGGCGGCGGCAGCUCUACUGCAGGACCGGCUUCCACCUGGAGAUCCGUCCCGACGGCACCGUGCAGGGCACGAGGAAGGACCACAGCAGAUUCGGUAUUUUGGAGUUCAUCAGUCUAGCUGUGGGAAUGGUUAGCAUCAAAGGGGUGGACAGUAGCCUCUACCUCGCCAUGAACAGCAAAGGAGAACUGUAUGGAUCGGAGAAGCUGUCUGCAGAAUCUGUUUUUAAGGAGCAAUUUGAAGAAAACUGGUACAACACCUACUCAUCCAACAUCUACCGGCAUGGAGAAAAGGGUGCAUUUUACUUUGUGGCGUUGAACAAAGAUGGGACGUCUCGGGAUGGAACGAGGUCGAGGCGACAUCAGAGGUUCACACACUUCCUACCAAGGCCCGUCGACCCGGAUAGAGUCCCGGAGCUAUACAGGGACAUACUGGGCCAGAGCUGAGACUGAUGGGGCGUUACCAUGACUGUCAGAGCCAGUCUGAGCUGAAAAGCAACCCAAGUGCACCUACUCCUAAACCCCUUCUUGAGGAAGAUGGAAGAUGCUGUUGAUUUGGGGAUCAUAAAAAGUGUGCCAAAUCAACACUCCCUAUCAAUGGCAUGGAGGAAGGAAAGAGACCCUCUAUGAACCACACUAGCCGGGGAGUUUGAUUUAACAGCGCCAGGGAUCUUCUGUGGAAGAUGUGAAGGUCCCUUGACAGACACAGACAUCCGGGCCCUUAAUAUCGCCCCUUUAUUGGCUAUGCAGAGGAAAAACAGAUGACUGGAUUUGUUUAAGUUUCCCUGCAAGUCCAAAAAUGCAUGUUCAAGAGGACAAAAGUGUGGGAAUUAAUAAGUGAGAUUAACAAGUGGCUGCUAGUACAUUGCUGUGGCUGAUAAGUUUUUGUCAAUUCCACUGUUUUCAGUUAAUUUUUAUUAAAAACACCACUGUAGCUGCUAAGUAAAUGAUUUAUAAAAAAAUGCUUAAUCCACUGGCUGGUUUACACUAAAAGGUAGUUUCAUGCACUGGAAAUCAGCCACGUCUGUUGUGGGAAACGAAUCUGAGAGCUGGGGGACGGCUCGGAAGGAUUCUCCUUUAAAACUGCUCCAAAGAGAGAUGCUUUUCAGAACAUAUGACUUUUCUACAAAGCGUGUGAGGAACAAGCAAACAAAAAAGUGGAUCUAAUGGAGUUUUAUAAGGACUUCUUCGGUGGUGUCCUGUGGCGGAAUACUGCGUGUUCUGUUGGAACUCUAGAGGUGCAUUCAAGAGCCCAGUGAAGGAUUUCGGUUGUUCUUCCACUGUCAAACGAGCACCGGACACCUUUACAAACCUGUUGACGGAUUAUAUUCUUAUAUAUAAGUUUGUGUUUCCUAGGACAUACAUAUAUUUAUUUCAUAUAUUUAUUUAUUUUUGAGAAUAUAUUUUUACAGGUAUGAGAUCAAAUAAAAAAAGAUAUCCAGAACUAUC